UUCUCUGGCUGACAGAAUCCGUCUCCAAUCGUGUAGUGCGCAGUGAUCGUGAAUGAUAACUCUUGAAGAUCAACAUGUUUUGUUUCAGUGAAGGAUUGGUCCUCGCGCAGUAACUCAUGAGUGAGCUUGUGAAUAGUUAUUUCCAUGGCAACAGAAUUGUCAGGAGAGCGGGCGCGUGGAACAUCAACAGACUCCGCCUGAUGUGAAACUGACAGACGCUCUUGAUCGCUUUCAGUGAAUUAAGUGUUGAGUGUGACUUCAGUAACUUUGUACAUGAUGGAUGUGGUUUCACCUGAGCUCAACAGCCUCCUCCCUGAUGAGAUUAUGGAUACAGAAGCCAUUGCGAUGGAAGAGGAGCUUCCCACCGAGCACCUCUCUGCUCCUCCCCAAUCUGAACCUGAGCCGCCGCAGGUCCCAAUGGAGACAGAGGUGCCUGAAAUCGUCAGCUUGUGUCCAGCCACCACAUCUAUGCAGAUGAGCUCCGCCUCCACUGAUGCUCAGUGCAGCACCAGCUCAGGAACUCAACUCCUCCUUGCCCCCUCGGGCCUCAUAACAGUCACCACCAUGACCACCACCACCUCAACCAAAACCACCGGUCCUGCGGUGACUCAGAACCUCCCCAAAAUCUCCAGCGUUACUGUCCCGGCCAAUCACCAGCUCAUCAUCAACAAAGUGGCUGGUGCCCCUGCUGCAGAUGGCAAGUCUCCAGGCGCUGCUGUGCUCAAGCCAGAGGGCCAAAAACUCUUGGUUGCUGGCCUCAGUAAAACAGGGCAGCCCAUUAUGUUGGCUCUGCCUCACACUUGGAACAAGCCCGCCACUACCCAGUGCACAGGAGAUGCCAAGGCCCAGCCGACACAGAUCAAAAUGUUGACGAGCGUAGGGAAGCCUGUGAUAGCGGUGAGCUCAGCCAGUCAGCUGAUGGGCAGCUCCACCACACUGCAGGCCCAGCAGCUCAAGACACUUCAGAUCACGAAGAAGCCGCCAGUGUCUACAGCUGGACCGAUGAUAACAAAGCUGAUCAUCACAAAAGCCCUGAACAAUAAAGGACUGUCCAGCACAGCUUCGGUGGCUCCUGUAGUGACUGGGCGAGUUGUUACCCAGAGUACUCCAUUGACACCUCCACGCACCAUCACCAUUGGUGAGACCGUCAGUACUGUGCCACAGCAUACAUCUGGCAACAGCAAAGUCGCCAUCUCACCUCUCAAGUCUCCCAGCAAGCUGACUGUAGUUUCCGUGGCCAGUCAGUCUCCAAACUCACCCCAGAAGUCUGUGACGCUGCCGCUUAAUGUGGCUCUGGGCCAGCAGAUCCUCACAGUUCAACAGUCUGCUGCCACUUCUCCAGCUAAAGCAGGAACCAGCCAGCCCACCGCACAGACUGUAAAGCCAGUGCAGACGGUGGGAGGAGUGGGAACAUCCCAGUUUAAGACCAUCAUCCCCCUCGCCACCCCUCACAACGUGCAGCAGAUCCAGGUGCCGGGAAGCCGCUUCCAUUAUGUGCGACUGGUAACGGCCACCACUGGCAGCACCACACCACAGUCGGGCGGCAGCACCAACACCAACCCUUCCAUCCAACAAGCCAAGCCUGUAAUGAUGAAUGCUGCAGUCCGGAUGUCUGUACCCAUCGUCCCAGCACAGAGCAUCAAACAGGUGGUACCCAAACCCUUGACAUCAGCAGCUCAGGUGGUGACCACGAGUCAGACACCCCAGCGUCUCAUCAUGCCAGCCACACAUCUGCCACAGAUCCAGCCCAACCUCACCAGCCUGCCGCCGGGCACUGUGCUCACCCCCGCCCACGGCUCGGGGAACAUGGGCUAUGCUGUGUUGCCAGCCCCUUACGUUACACAGAUCGCUCAGCCUACGUUUGUGACUUUGACCAGCAGCUCCACCUUCUCAACCGCCACCCCCAUACAGACUCAAGCCAGGCUUUCACUCAAUGGUUUAUCAACGUCUGAAGCAACUUCAAGGCCGAGAAAACCCUGCAACUGCACGCGGUCACAGUGUCUGAAAUUGUAUUGUGAUUGCUUUGCCAACGGGGAGUUCUGUAAUAACUGCAACUGUGUUAAUUGCUUUAACAACCUUGAUCAUGAGAGUGAAAGACUGAAGGCCAUUAAGUCAUGUUUAGACCGAAACCCUGUGGCUUUCAAGCCCAAGAUCGGCAAAGGCAAACAAGGGGAGUCCGACAGGAGACACAGCAAAGGCUGCAACUGUAAGAAGUCUGGCUGUCUGAAGAACUACUGCGAGUGUUAUGAGGCAAAGAUCAUGUGUUCGUCCAUCUGCAAAUGCAUGGGCUGCAAGAACUUCGAGGAGAGCCCGGAGAGGAAGACGCUGAUGCACCUGGCAGACGCUGCAGAGGUGCGAGUCCAGCAGCAAACCGCAGCCAAAACCAAACUGUCCUCCCAGAUCUCAGACCUGCUCACCAGAACCACACCGGCCGUCACCAGCGGAGGCGGAAAGUUGCCAUACACAUUCGUAACAAAGGAAGUGGCCGAGGCGACGUGUGACUGUCUGCUGGAGCAGGCCGAGCAGGCCGAACUCAACAACCAGCCUCAGGCCGUGGCAGAGCGCCUCAUUCUGGAGGAGUUUGGUCGCUGCCUCAGGAGAAUCGUUAGUUUUGCUGGCAAAGCCAAGACGGACUGUCCCAUCAGCUGCUAGAGCCGUGACUCAGACCCAUGGUGUUGCUGAACCUAGACUCGGGCUCCACUGGGGGCACUCUUACCGGCCCUCAUAUGGAUUCAUGGGCCUUCUAAUAAAAAGACACAAACCAGAACUUCCCAUUGGCCAGAGAGAUGUGUUGUGGAGGACUACAGUACUUCAUUGUAGCCCCUGCGAUGGACUCCCACUGUCUGCUUUACCGGAAGGGGUUUAUUUUAUAGCAAUGGAUGCAAUUUUAAGGUAGUUUUGGUUUUGUUUUGUUUGGCAAAGUUUUCCACUUUUAAAUCUGCAUAAUCAUGAUAUUUGGUUGUCUUUUAAAUCUGGAUUUUCAUCUUCUCAUUCACCGGUGUCAGAAAGCUCCACUAUUUUUUUUCUUUCUAAUAACCUCGGGACAGUUGGGAUGCGGAAGGAACUUCCCUGCACAUGUAAUAAGUCGUCUGAUCAUGACUUGUAUACAGUCAGUAGCCUGUGCUGUAGCUUCAUUCUGUUUAAGUGCUCACUGCAGAUCUCGCUCCUUAAUCAGAAUCGGGUUCAUGUUCAAGCAUGCAGACAUUCAGCCGAGCCGGUCUAAGAGUCACACCAGAUUGAAGCGGAGCACGGCGGUACAGAUUUCCUGUACUCCAAAAAUCUGAUGAGAUUACUCUUCACUGAUGAAAAGAGCAGCUAAAUAAGCUUCGUAAUCCAGUAGUGAGGAUAUGCUCCUUCAUCUCAGUCCACAGAUCAGUCGAGAACCUGCUCACUGAUUCUUUUCACUAAGUUCGUUUGGUUUGGGUUUUCUUUGCAGUUAUUGGUUGAUCCGCUUUGUCAGGGCUGAAUUAAACCAAACCUGUCCAUAUUGCGAGUCUGAUGAGUCUACACGUCUGGAGUCGCUAAAACACUUCGAGUCAAUCUCCUGAAACCUGCCAAGAACAUGUCCAGUCCAUACUACAUCCCAAAAUAAGAUGUUGGGUUUUUUUUGUUUGUUUUUUUUU
Molecule: messenger RNA, 3623 nt
Organism: Carassius auratus (goldfish)
Lineage: Eukaryota; Metazoa; Chordata; Actinopteri; Cypriniformes; Cyprinidae
Product: protein lin-54 homolog
Exons: 14
Coding region: 274-2652 (792 amino acids)
Biological process (GO): regulation of DNA-templated transcription
Cellular component (GO): nucleus
Source: RefSeq, a predicted model, not a curated record